Messenger RNA from Saccostrea echinata, 2191 nucleotides. RefSeq names its product ER lumen protein-retaining receptor 2. The transcript has 5 exons. Gene Ontology annotation, cellular component: cis-Golgi network; endoplasmic reticulum; membrane. The coding region runs from base 88 to 762 and encodes 224 amino acids. Gene Ontology annotation, molecular function: ER lumen protein retrieval receptor activity. Lineage: Eukaryota; Metazoa; Mollusca; Bivalvia; Ostreida; Ostreidae. Gene Ontology annotation, biological process: endoplasmic reticulum to Golgi vesicle-mediated transport; protein retention in ER lumen. The record is from RefSeq and is a predicted model, not a curated record.
ACAAAGCAGUUCGGGCCACGUCGCAUUCGCCAUAGUUCUUGAAACGUGUAAACACACAUACCGGCGACUGACAGAUAUUCCCCCAAAAUGAAUAUUUUCAGGUUAAUCGGGGAUAUGUCCCAUUUAUUGGCAAUAGUUAUAUUGCUGAUUAAGAUGUGGAAAACUCGUUCCGUCGCAGGAAUAUCAGGAAAAAGUCAGAUUUUGUUUGCCUUAGUAUUCACCACAAGAUACCUAGAUCUAUUUACAUCAUUUGUAUCAGUCUAUAACACAUGUAUGAAGGUUUUCUUCAUUGCUGCUUCCUACUUCACUUUGUUCCUGAUGUUCCACAAGUUCAAGGCCACAUACGACAGUAACCAUGAUACUUUCCGUGUUGAGUUCCUAGUUGUACCAGUUGGAGGUCUGGCCUUCCUUGUCAACCAUGAGUUUGCUCCCUUAGAGAUCUUGUGGACUUUCUCCAUCUACCUGGAAUCUGUGGCCAUCCUUCCCCAACUGUUCAUGGUCAGCAAGACCGGUGAAGCGGAAACCAUCACUAGCCACUAUCUGUUCGCCCUCGGCUCGUAUCGGGCUCUCUACCUCCUGAAUUGGAUUUACAGAUACUAUUUUGAGGGAUUCUUUGACCUUAUUGCUGUGGUAGCUGGGGUUGUGCAGACCAUAUUAUAUUGUGAUUUCUUCUACUUGUAUAUAACUAAGGGAAAGGGCUCCCUUCUGUUUACAAAUAAUGAGAUCGUAUUCAAGGACUCCGCCCCCCUGUUGGAUGUGUAGAACAGUGCUGAAAGGAAAGAAGAUAUCAUUACCAGCUUAGUGAACUAGUAUGGGCUCUGGGUAUAAACUGUUUCUAUGUUGGUCAUCAUUCGGGAGAAAAGGCACUGGACAUUUUGUGACAGAAGUCAAUGCCAAGUCAUCAGAAAUUACUCAAAUGUCCAGCCUUUAUUCAAGUUACAAAAAUAUGAUUAGAAGACAUAUUUAUUGGCAUUUUUGCAUUAAAAGCAUAGUAUGUGUAUUGCAUAGAUAUCAUACGUCAUUAAAAUAUGUACGAGAGUGUUGAUUAAAUGGGUUCAGUUGGUGUAUGUUUGUUACUUUUGUACAACUGACAAACUAGGUCAAAAUUCACAAAAAUGUCAAAAAAGUUCUAGAUUGAUUUUGGAAAAAAUGUGAUCAUUUGCCGUUUAGUAAGCUAGUCAGGAGGUGCUUUCCUUGGUGUUUAAUGUAGGACUGUCACUUUGAUAUUUAAAACCUCUAAAGAGCAGCAAUGAAAGAAAACUUUAAUAUUCUUUUCAUAUUCAAAAUAGGUGAAGGUUUUUUUUCUCUCCAUAUUUUUUUCUUUAUAUUUUUGGUGCAAUUUCUCAUAAACCUAGAAAGAUAAAUUAUCUGUUCCAUGUAGAAAUAUGUUUUAUUUUCAUGUAGAGAAAUCCUGUUAUGUACUGAUCAUCUCUAGAUAAUAGUACAUGUAGUAAGAAAAUGAAUUCUGGUUUAGAAGAAGCAAGAAAACUGAUUGCCGUAAAGCAUAUGACUUUUAUUCAAAAAUAUAAUUUAUAGCUAUGAAACAUAUAUUCUCUGUACAUUCACCUGAAAGGGAUAUUCUGCAAAUGAACCCUCCCUGUUCUAAAAAUGAAAGAUACUUCUGUUAGAAAAAUUAAAUGGAUUACUUAUAGCUGUAUUUCAGUAGUUUGUAUAUAGAAUGUUCACAGCUUGGUUCACAAACAUUGUAAAUACUUGUCCAUGUUUAUUUAAUACUUAACAGUAUAAACCUUAUGUUAACAAAAACAUUUAAAAUUGUGAUGUGCAAAAUGGGCUUCAAGAUGUCACUAUUUGAUACACUUGAUAAAUUAUUUUUGUUUGUAUUGAAUACAGAAUAAAAAUCAUUUUACCAAGAUAUAUACUACAUGUAGCUUAAUAUAUACAUCUCAAGUUUGUCUUAAUGAAAUCAAUUUCUGGGAAAAUCGUAUCAGAAUCCGAUUAUCUAUGAGUCUGCCUUUGUUAUUUGUAAAUAAGCUUUUGUAUUUAGAAAGUAGAGAGCAUGGUUAAUUGUUGAGUGAUAAUCUGGCAUCAGAAACCAUUGGUAGAAUGUGCAGUGUAUGUCAUACAUGUAUAGCCUUGUUCAAGUGUUUUUACAGUUUCAAAUACAUGUAAAAUGUUUUGCUCUUUUAAUUCUUUGUUUUAUGAAUGAAAUUAAAAUGGACAAAAUUGGAAA